CACCCCCAACAGCGGCGGCUUCUCGUGGAUCGCAUGCCUUCCGGGCGGUUGCCAAGGAAACUGCCAUUGGACAUACGCUUAUCCCCCGCAGGACAGCUUUACGCCCAGGGCAGGCAAAAAAACUCUCGCUGAACUGCAGUGUAGAUCUAUAUGCGCGUAGCCCAUUGUCGCCGCGUUCCAUUUUAUCAUACGUAGUGCCCGAAAAAGCCCUUUGACCGAACGAACCUCUGUGCAAGUGGCAGCUUAUAUAGACUGCUGCUGCCGCCAAAACCUUGUCACACUUUGUUUUUCAUGUGGCGCAAUGAAUCCAGGAACUUGUUGCGUUUUACAGGACUAAAUGAGCAUGGUAGGUUCGGAAACACAGCCGCCUCCCCAGCGGGUGCAGCUGCCCAAAGAUGAACUGGAGCGGCUGUCCAAGGAGGAACUGAUUGCAAAGUGGAAUGAGCAGGAGAGCUACGUAGAGUAUCUGGAGAGCCAGCCUGGGAGCUCGGCAGCCAACAAUCAGGAGCUGGUUAGCCUUCGUGAGUCUGAGGAGAAGCUGAAGCAGCAGCAGCUCGAGGCCACACGGCGAGAAAAUGUGCUGGUCAUGCGACUCACCACCAAGGAGCAGGAGAUGCAAGAGUGCGCCCACCAGAUCCAGGCGCUGAAAGGGGGCAGCGCAGGGUGGACGCAGCAACUGCGUGCUGCGAUGUUGGACCCCGCUGUCAACCUGCUUUUUGAGCGGAUGCGACGUGAGGUGGACUCUAUGCGCAGCCGCCUGCAGGAGACCCAGAAUGAACUAAGCGCCUGGAAGUUCACCCCUGACAGCAACACGGGCAAGCGGCUGAUGGCCAAGUGCCGGCUGCUCUACCAGGAGAAUGAGGAGCUGGGCAAAAUGAUUUCGUCCGGUCGCAUGGCCAAACUUGAGGGUGACCUGGCCCUGCAGCGCAACUUCAGCGAGGAGAUGAAGAAAAGCCAGACAGAGCAAGACGAGUUCCUGCUGGAGCUGGACGAGGAGGUGGAAGGCAUGCAGAGCACCAUCUACCUGCUGCAGCAGCAGCUGCGCGAAGCCAAAGAGCAGCUGGCCCGAAUGCAGGCAGAACGGAGGCUCGCUAACGGUGCUGAACGCGGAGAAGAGCCUGUGCUCAAUGGCCACAUCGAGGAAUCCGCCGAGGUGGCCGCACCGGCCCCGCCGGCCAAGGGUGGCAAGCGCGCAGCAACGCGAGCGGCGCGGUCGACGCCUCGGCGCGGCACCGCACCUCGGACACGAAAACGCGCGCGAGAACAGGGUGCAGGUGGGCCGGACGCUAAGGUGUCCUCAGCGCUCGAGAUUGACGCAGACACUGAGGUGCAGGUGGCACAGACGCUGGCCUACCUGUUUGUGGCGAACAAGGAACGCCAGCAGGACGGCUCAUCCGACUCGGCUGCGGCCGAGGACGCGCAGGACGUGUAAAAUAGCAUCUCGUUUACCCGGCCAUUUCUCAUUGUGUGAUUGUGACACUGAAGGUGUGAGCAUUCUAUAGCGUCUGGAACAACUGAAUCGUUGAGUGGGGCUAUUGGGAAAAUCACUCGAUAGGUGGCAUCAUUGUGAGAAUAAACUGACUGUUCAAGUGCA
Molecule: messenger RNA, 1594 nt
Organism: Rhipicephalus microplus (southern cattle tick)
Lineage: Eukaryota; Metazoa; Arthropoda; Arachnida; Ixodida; Ixodidae
Gene: fl(2)d
Product: Pre-mRNA-splicing regulator female-lethal(2)D
Biological process (GO): mRNA modification; regulation of alternative mRNA splicing, via spliceosome
Cellular component (GO): nucleus
Source: RefSeq, a predicted model, not a curated record